AAAAAUCAAACACAUCUAGAAAUGAAAUAAAAAUAAAUGUAAAUGUAAAUUUUAAUUUACGACGCGGGAAUACAAUACAAUCACAACACAAACAGCAAUAAUAAUAUUUUAUUAUUUCAACUUCGUCUCCAUUAACGCGCUUUUUAUCCACCCACUUAAAGAACUAUUCAUCCCCAAAUUGAAAACUUCUCCAAAAAGUUAUCUUCCUUCUCCAUCAAAAUGGCGUCUUCGAAACCAACCGAUCAGAUCAAACAGCUCAAAGACAUCUUCGCUCGCUUCGACAUGGACGGAGACGGAAGCCUCACACACCUCGAGCUCGCCGCUCUCCUCCGUUCCCUCGGAAUCAAACCUCGCGGCGAUCAGAUCUCUCUCCUCCUCAACCAAAUCGACCGUAACGGUAACGGCUCCGUCGAAUUCGACGAGCUCGUCGUCGCGAUUAUGCCGGAUCUCAACGAGGAGGUGCUCAUUAACCAGGAGCAGCUCAUGGAGGUUUUCCGCUCGUUCGACCGUGACGGUAACGGUCAGAUAACCGCCGCGGAACUUGCUGGGUCAAUGGCUAAAAUGGGGCAUCCGUUGACUUACCGUGAGUUGACGGAAAUGAUGACGGAGGCUGAUUCUAACGGUGACGGUGUGAUUAGUUUCAAUGAAUUUGCGCAUAUCAUGGCCAAGUCCGCCGCUGAUUUUCUUGGAUUAACUGCUGCUGCUUAAUUCUCUUCUUAUGUCUUUGUUUUUGAUUAAUUUAUAUUUUUUUAAAUGUCCAGUUUUGUAUAAAUGCAACUUGUGUAAUUUAACAAUAUUGAUCUUCUCUCAGUUCUUCUAAUUAAUUAAUUUAUGAUAA
This is a messenger RNA of Brassica napus (rape), 838 nucleotides long. Its product is annotated as probable calcium-binding protein CML16. The coding region runs from base 220 to 708 and encodes 162 amino acids. Gene Ontology annotation, molecular function: calcium ion binding; enzyme regulator activity. The record is from RefSeq and is a predicted model, not a curated record. The transcript has a single exon. NCBI's taxonomy places the organism in Eukaryota, Viridiplantae, Streptophyta, Magnoliopsida, Brassicales, Brassicaceae.